GGGCUUUGUCAACGCUUCUCGUAACUCGAGGAAGCUCAAUAUCGCCUCGCAUGGCCGUGCUGCAACCUCUCCGCUCUCCUGCCCUGAGCGCCCUCACCAAGCACCCUGCACCUGCAGGGCUGCAGGCCUUGAGCACGGCGUCGUCGACGAGGCACCAUGGACUGUCCAUCCCCUCUCCAUGUCACAAAGGAGCAGUCUGCAUGUCUCCCGGCUGCCGGCAUGCGGUCGCCCAUCCGCAAUCCGCUCCCCCAGCCGCCAGACCAGGCGUUCUGGUUCUCGUUCUCGAACAAAAGCACCUCGGGCCUCGAGCAUCGGCAUCUGCAUCGGCGUCUGAACUGACAGUCACACCAGCGCGUGUUUCCCUCAGCAAUUGGCCCACACACCGGAUCCCCUACCAGUCCGGCCCGUUACCAGCAGCAGGGCGUUUUGCCCAGCCCAAUCAGGCAUUCUUACCCCAGACUUCCCUGCGGGCCGGGGUGCUGUCAGAGGCUGCAAGCUGGUGUGGCGUCUGCGACGUCGCCAAAGCGAGCGUGAGGGCGACCAGGCCACGGUCUGUCAGCGAAUCCUCGACCUCGAGAAAACUCUUGCCUGCUCCUGGCUGCAGACGACAUGAUUUUCGAGUUCCGUGACGCUGCCCCGUGCAAUCUACGGCGUCUCAAGAAUGAGAGAGGGCGCCAUGGACGAGAGCUGAAUGCUGCGUUACGCCUCCGAUCCUGGCUCUGGUGGUGGAAGCAUGUAGGAUCAGAUAAAG
Mytilinidion resinicola is the source of this 751-nucleotide messenger RNA. RefSeq lists its product as uncharacterized. The coding region runs from base 51 to 629 and encodes 192 amino acids. Lineage: Eukaryota; Fungi; Ascomycota; Dothideomycetes; Mytilinidiales; Mytilinidiaceae. The record is from RefSeq and is a predicted model, not a curated record. The transcript has a single exon.